CUUUUUACAAAUUCCUCCAUUGUGAAAUUCUUCUAGUUAGCCCUUGUUUUUUUACAAAACACUCAAGAAACCGAUCAGGAUAGCAACUAAAGUGGAAAUAUAUCAAUAUAGUGUACAUUAUAAAAGUUGAAAGUGACAGCGGCAAUUUUAAUAAUUCGAUUUUAUCACAAUCUCGUUCUGUUCGUGCCGGCUUUUCACUUUUCAUUGCACUUCAUUCCUGAACAACAAACGUGCGCAUAAAUUUGAAAAUGAAUUUAGAGGCGGCACCGAAGAAAAAUAUACUAUUUGAUGAUCCCAGAUUUCGUAUAAGACCACUACAGCAGGUAGUAUCUGCCUGUACUGGAGCGCUUAUAACAGCAUGUUUCAUGACACCGCUGGAUGUUGUAAAAACCCGCCUACAAGCUCAACAGACCACCACCAAUAAGUGCUUCCUAUAUUGUAAUGGCCUUAUGGAUCACUUAUGCCCUUGUGAUCCUAAUAUGCCUAAUCAACUCAAGCCAGAGAAACGUUUGAAUGGCACGGUGGAUGCAUUUGUGAAAAUCGCACGUCAUGAAGGUGUCAGUUCGUUAUGGUCUGGCCUUAGUCCAACAUUAGUUUCAGCUUUACCAUCUACUAUUGUUUACUUUGUCGCCUAUGAGCAAUUCAAAAUGCAUGCUCUCGAAUUUCAUUAUAAAUAUUUAGCUGAGGUGAAGGGCUCGCCACGCGGCCGAGAGAUACCCUUCCAUAUACCAAUGCUCAGCGGUGUGUCAGCGCGUGUUUGUGCGGUCACCUUUGUGAGCCCCAUAGAGCUGGUUCGUACAAAGAUGCAGUCACAGAAAAUGAGCUAUAGUGAAAUGUUAUCCACUAUACGUUUGGUUAUGAGAACUCAGGGUUUCUUCGGUUUGUUUCGUGGUUUACCACCAACAAUACUGCGUGACGUGCCCUUCUCCGGUAUAUACUGGACAUGUUAUGAAAAUAUCAAAAGUAUGUUCGAUGUGCGGGAGCCAACAUUUGGAUUUAGCUUUAUGGCAGGGGCAAUAUCUGGCUCGAUAGCAGCGACCGUUACAACACCUUUCGAUGUUGUCAAAACUCAUGAGCAAAUUGAAUUUGGCGAAAAAGUUCUCUUUACAGACAAACCGGUAGCUAACGCUACUAACAUGAAUGUACGACAGCGCCUCUGGUCCAUAUAUCGUCUAAAUGGCGUUCGCGGCUUAUUUGCUGGUCUCUGGCCACGUUUGUUGAAAGUUGCACCAGCUUGUGCCAUAAUGAUUUCAACUUUUGAGUACAGUAAAUCAUUCUUUUAUCACUAUAAUGUAGAAAAACACAACGAGGCUCUAUUAAUGAUAAACCGGAAAGAGAAUGGUGCUUGAGUGAUAUUGUGAUAGUAUACAUUGGUUCAUGUUAAAAGCAAAAACUUAUAAUCCAAAGGAAUAUUUGUAGUAAAUCCUUAUUUCGAGAUUGAGAUAAGAGGGUCUUGUAGGUUGUGGAGUGGAAUGAAGUUUAAAUACAUUAUCCGAUUUAAUUU
This is a messenger RNA of Ceratitis capitata (Mediterranean fruit fly), 1504 nucleotides long. RefSeq names its product solute carrier family 25 member 40. Bases 249 to 1349 code for a protein of 366 amino acids. The transcript has 5 exons. Gene Ontology annotation, biological process: mitochondrial transmembrane transport. The record is from RefSeq and is a predicted model, not a curated record. NCBI's taxonomy places the organism in Eukaryota, Metazoa, Arthropoda, Insecta, Diptera, Tephritidae.